CCAAUCAGAGUGAAGGAUAGGCUACCGGCCAUGGCGUCUGUCAAAUCUUCACUGUAACAGUGUGAAACAGUGUGUGAACGAGAGAGGCUGUAGAACCGGGUAUUAAUAAUAAUUUAGAUCAUCAGAUCAGCAGAGUUAGAUCCAGCGCUUUUUGGGGAUCACUGAGGAUUAUAGAGGCGAUGGGAUCCGGCGAGAGUUCCACCAGGAAAGUGUCUUUUGGCCUGGAUGAAGAUGAGAAUGUGCAGGUUCUGCGUGGAGUGAAGCUGUCGGAGGAUGUCCUGCAGCGGAUGAAGAAUGUCAAUCAGACUUCUAUAGGCAGUCGGGAGAGCCCAGGCCCACAGCCUAAACCCCAGACAUCCACAGCUCACACUCCACCUUUAAAACCCCAGCAGAGCUCUCAGUCUGGACCCACUGCUUCCGACACCAGAGAAGAGCUCAGAGGAAGGUAUGAACGUGAGAAAGCGAUUAUACAGGAGGAGCUGGCUCGCAUCGCCCAGAAGGAGAGAGAGGCAGCGCGACAGGACAUAACCCGAGCUGUGCAGAGAGAGCGACUGCAUACAUUCCAAGAGUCCGAGAAAGCCAAGCAGCUGCCGGCCUCAGCACUGGACAGUUGGGGGAAGCAGCUGGAGAAGAAGGAGGCUGAACUGAAAGCUCUGGAUGCGUUCUACAGGGAGCAGAUUGCACAGCUGGAGAAGAGGAAUCUGGAUAACUUCAAGUCAUCUGCUGAACAGUUCCAUGCUGCUGCCAGUAGGAGUGAAGCUAACCUAAGGCGGCGCAGCAUGACCCCGGUGUGCAGUAACCUGCAGGCUCAGAUCCUGAACUGCUACAGAGAGAACGGCAGCCAGACCCUGCGCUGCUCAGACCUGGCCAAAGAGUACAUGCAGUGCAUCGAUGCUGCCAAAAAGAGUCUGCUGGUGAAUCACGGAUGAGGAGGACUCCAGCUUGUCAGCGGCGGCGCCACUCUUCCCACCCCCCCAUCAGUGUGCCGGCACUUAAGCACCACUUAUUUGCCAGCAUGCCUUUUUUCUAUUCCUUUACUAUAUAAUCUUACAUUUUUAAGUUGCACUAUUGUGUACAGGCCACAGUUAACAGGAUAUAAUGUUCCUUUACCUGUAAAAGACUGAGAGUGGAAAAAGCAAAAGCAGAUCUUGAUUUUUUUUUAUAAGUACACACUCAGGAAAACAUGGCUAUUUAUUUAGCAGGAUUGUAUUUACACUAUUGUAUGUGUAUAUCCUUUAUAUUUUACAUCCUAUUGUAUCCUCCUGCAUAUCUUAUAUAUACAGCUGUGGAAAACAAAAAAGAGACCACUUUAGUUUCUCUGAUUUUGCUAUUUAUAGGUUUAUUGUUUGAGUAAAAUGAACAUAUUUGUUUAAUUCUAUGAACUACAGACAACAUUUCUCCUAAAUUCCAAAUAAAAAUAUUUAAGUCAUUUAGAGCAUUUAUUUGCAGAAAAUGAGAAAUGGCUGAAAUAAAAUAAAAGAGUUUUCAGAUCUUAAAUAAUGCAAAGAAAACAAGUUCAUAUUCAUAAAUCAAUAUUUGGUGGAAUAACUGGUUUUUAAUCACAGUUUUAUGAUUUCCUCCACCAGUCUUACACACUGCUUUUGGAUAACUUUAUGCCUUUACUCCUGAUGGCUUGUGAUCAUCCACCUUCCUCUUAAUUAAAUUCCAGAGGUUUUUAAUUUAAUUUAAUUUGGUAAAAUCAAAGAGACUCAUUAUUUUUAAGUGGUCUCUUAUUUUUUUCCAGAGCUGUAUGUGUACAUAUAUACAGUUCCAGUCAAAAGUUUGGACACAUUACAUUUAGUGUUUUUUCAUCAUUUUAAAAUGUUCUGCAUUAUAGAUUAAUACUAAAUUCAUUCAAACUCUGAAGGAAAAAAAACAUAAAGAAUUAUUUAAUAUGCAAAAAAAUGUUAAACGAACCAAAAUUUGAGUCACCUGGAAUUCAGGCUUUCAGUUAACAGCUGUGCUGAACUCGUCAAGAGUUAAUUACUUGAAUGUCUUGUUUCUUAAUAAUGUGUUUGAGAGCAUCAGUUGUAAAGUUGUGAAGGUAGAGGUAGAGUUGAUAUACAGUAAAUAGCUCUAUUCAAUUCAUGUUUUAAUCCAGAUUAUGGCAAGAACUACUCAACUCAAAGGAAAAAUACUCUAAAAAAGUUUAAGACUUUUGAAAGUAUCCUCAAGUGCAUAUGCAAAAAGACCAACAAAAACUUUAUGAUGAAACUGGCUCUCAUCAGGACUUUUUUCCAGGAAAGGAAGAGCAAGAGUUCCUCUGUUGUACAGGAAAAGUUAAUCGGAGUUACCAGCCUCAGAAACCACAAAUUAACAGUAUUUUGGUUUCUGCAUGAUUCCUUAUGUGUUCCUUCAUAGUCUGGAUGACUUCAGUAUUCAUUUACAAUGUAGGACAAAAAAUAAUUGAUUGGUGAUAUAUGUAUAUAGGCUUCUGCUUAAAGCUUGCUCUGGUUUGGUUUCUUUUAUGGCUGUAAUAAUGAGUAUAAAAGUACGUAGAUGGAGGAGGUGAAUGGGAUCAUGGGUAAAUGAAUUAUGAUUUGAUCUUGACUGUAGAAAUGACAAUGAUUUAGUUUUGAACUAAUAAACUAGAUGUGGGCAGCUACAGAUCAUUAGAUAAAACAUUACAUUGUUGUUACAUUUACAUAUUUAUUUGGUAAUUAUGCAGGAAGCAGUGGCAAUGUUUACAUGCAAAGAUUUCCUCCAGUUCAAUUAAAUUCAUUCUAAUUACAGAA
Molecule: messenger RNA, 2735 nt
Organism: Astyanax mexicanus (Mexican tetra)
Lineage: Eukaryota; Metazoa; Chordata; Actinopteri; Characiformes; Acestrorhamphidae
Gene: chchd6a
Product: coiled-coil-helix-coiled-coil-helix domain containing 6a
Exons: 9
Coding region: 180-929 (249 amino acids)
Cellular component (GO): MICOS complex; mitochondrion
Source: RefSeq, a predicted model, not a curated record